Lucilia cuprina (Australian sheep blowfly) is the source of this 1091-nucleotide messenger RNA. Its product is annotated as skin secretory protein xP2. The transcript has 4 exons. The record is from RefSeq and is a predicted model, not a curated record. Bases 1 to 1038 code for a protein of 345 amino acids. NCBI's taxonomy places the organism in Eukaryota, Metazoa, Arthropoda, Insecta, Diptera, Calliphoridae.
AUGGAUAUAGUAUUUUAUUUAUUUCUAAUAAUUCUUAAAGUUGGUGCUGAAAAUUUAGAAAAAGAUGAUUCGCAAGAAACUCUGGCAGUGCCUGCAACAUCACUUCCCAUUGUACUACAACUAUCUAAAUCUCUACCUGUGCGUGAUGAACUCACACAACAGACAAAUUAUCAGAGUAUUUCGAAUGACAUAGAAGUAUUUAACGACAAAUUCGGGCCACGUUUAGAAAAACAAGAUGAGGAAGCUGAAGUCGAAGCUCAAGAAGAGUCUGAAGCAGAAGUUGAACCUGAAGCAGAACCAGAAGCUGAACCAGAAGCUGAACCAGAAGCUGAACCAGAAGCCGAGCCAGAAGCUGAGCCAGAAGCUGAGCCAGAAGCGGAGCCAGUUGAAGAGGCUGAAACAGUUCCAGAACCUGAAACAAAAGAUGAGGAGCCAAAAGAAGAAGAACCCGCAGAAGGGGAGGCUCCGGAAUCAGCAGAUGAACCUAAACCGGAACCCCAACCCGAACCAGAAUCACAACCAGCUGUUGAAGAUGAAGAAGUAGCAGCUGCUGCUAAUGAAGACAUUGAUAUGCCUAACGAUGAACCAGCCAAAGAGGAGGAAGAUAAAAAAGAUGUGGAAAAUGCAUCGCCUGCAACACACGUAGAUGUUUCAACUAAAGAUGUUAAGGAACAUCAGAUUUCCUGCUUUAUUUGCACUAGCGUUGAGGAUUUAAAAUGUAAUAUGAAAGCAACACGUCAAGCUUCGUGUCCAAAAGUUAGUGAUGGUGAUUCAGGAAAGCAUAAUGGUUGUUAUACGUUAUUUAAAGCUGAUACAAAUGUAACCAUGCGUGGCUGUGUCGAUGAAUUGGCCGAAGAGGGUCUCAAAUACUGUCUGGCAAAUGAGAAAUUUUGCAAUUUAUGCUACGAAAAUGAUUGCAAUAAUAAAGUGGCACCAAACGACUCUAUUAUGCUACAGUUUAACUUGCCUACAAUGCUAUUCUUAAAUAUUUUUUCCAUAAUUAUAAUUAAAAGAUUAACAUAUUUGUCAUUAAUAUAAUUGUGACGAAGUGAUAAAAUAAUAAAUUUUAUUUAUUGUGGUAUGUCUGAUGA